GCUAGAUUCUUAUCGAGAAAUUAUAUUCAGGCACUCCACUUCACGCUCCCAAAAUCCACGACAAGGUCAAUUCAAGGGCUAGUCGGUUUCCAUUGAUAUACAUGUGCAGUUGGAGCUGUCUUAUAUCAAUUGGAAAUCCUAGAUUUGAAGGUCGGUGAAAAUGCGCCCUUCACCUAGCCAGUCGAGUAGUGAGACGAGCAGGCAGGCUGCGAGGAGGGAAAAAGGCUUGAACAAGAUACCUGCCAUGCAAAGGGUGGCUAUGGCGCUUGAACAGGCAUCCUCAUCACCUUUGAGAGCGAAAUCUGUGGCGGAAGUCCCUGGAAUCAAGAAGAGCAUCGAGGUGGUCGACGAUAGCGAAGCAGGUGUUGGUUUUGCGAUCGGUGCUCUACCUUCGCUAUUACCACUUACCAACGGCGCAUUUCAAAAUGCUGUAGAGGAUACCGAAUCGGAUAUUCAUCCCGAUUUUGUGGCCCCUCCCUCAUCGCAUCCACGCUACUCGACUCCUCCCACAUCAUCAGACGAGACGACCCCAAGGUCAGAAGAUGAAGAUGGCGGCGUCAGCACGGAUGUCUUUGCCGACUUCGGUAUUCAGUCUGACAGCGACAGGGCGUUCUUGCGUGCGCACCUUCCGCCCAAGGAAGAUGUCAAUUUCCUCCUGAAAACCCGCGAAGAAGCUCAAGUAGCCACACCAGUGAAAUCGAAACCGGUCCCUUGGACGCCAAAGUCGCAAACUCGUAGCGACCUACCUGGUACUCCUAGGUCUCUCUUAAAAUACCACCAGCGCGCCGCCAUAAUCGCAGAGUUCGCACAGAAGCACGCCGCUGAGACUAUACCUGGGGCCCCGAACGUCAAUCAACUGGAAGGCUAUCUUGAGGAGGUCCAGACGUUUGGCAUUGGGCUGGGGUUGGGGGUUAACCAGGCACUGGUUGAAGCUAAGAACGCACAGGAGAAGCUGUGCAAGGCCAAGGGAGUCAAGUUGGAAAGCAAGCUGACUGCACUCGAGAUGCCUGGGUUGGAGUUGACGGAUGCUAUUGAGGUUCUCGCAAACGUUCAACAGACGGUCGGUAACUUGUUUAACGCGAGUGGGGUACCGCAAGACACAGCACAGAAUACCACUCCUACAAAGCGGAAACGCUUUCGUAAGGAGGCAAAUAAGCCGAAAGUGGAGGGUGACAUUGGUGGAACUCCUUCGAGCGUGGAUGCGAACAAGCCGAAAGUCGAGAGUGAGAUUGGAGGGACACCUCUGAGCGAGACAGCAACUACGGAAAGCCAACCAGAAAAGGUCAUGCUGAACGAUAGGAGAUCGAAACGACAAAAGGCAAAUAUAGCUGCUAAAGCGGCAGAGGCCGAAUUUGCUAAACUCAACCCUGGAGCCCCUAAACUUAGCAGACACGAACGCAAGAUAGCAUUCAUACAAAACAAAGCAAAGGAAGCAUCAGCAAAUACUCCUACAGUUGCGCCAAUUACCGUUAUAGCAGCUGCUGUCGCGGCAAAGACUGAAUCGGGCGAACCUGCCGCUGAGUCCCCUAAACUGACUAGGCGCGAACGAAAGGCGGCAUUCAUACAUAACAAAGCCAAGGAGGCAUCAGCAACUACGCCCCCGGUUGCGCUAACUCCCAUUAUAGCAGAUAAUGAAGCGUCAGCGAAUACACCCACAGUUGCGCCAAUUGCCAUUAUAGCAGCAGCCGUCGCGGUAGAGGCUAAAGUGGCUGAACUCGACCUUGGAGCCCCUAAACUGACUAGACGCGAACGAAAAGCAGCAUUCAUACAAAACAAAGCCAAGGAGGCAUUAGCAAAUGCGCCCGCGGUAGCGCCAACCCCCGUCAUAGCAGUUGCUGUUGCGGCAGAGGCUGGAUCGAGUGAACUCGACUCUGGAGCCCCUAAACUGAGUAGACGCGAACGAAAGGCGGCAUUCAUACAAAACAAAGCCAAAGAGGCAUUAGCAAACAAACCCCAAGCUGCGCCAACUACUGUUAUAGAAGCUGCGGGCACACAAGCAGACCCAGCAACAAAUUCCCAAAUCCCGCAGGUCGCCGUUACAGCGCCUACUGGGCAGAUCAAUGCUGCAGACGUGCCUACACCAGCCACUAUCAAGGCAGAUAAUGAAGCGGCCGCCGAGAAGUCUUCGAAUAAGAGGAAGAGGGGCGCUAAGAACAAGCCCACCCCUGGGCCGGGUGAUCCUGCUUCGGCAACGGCUGCUAAUAAGCCUAAACUUAACGGUACUACGAAUAGUAGCACGUCAAAAGUUGCAGCCCCAAUCCUUCCACCAGCUAUCAAGCCUCCGGCUGUAGCCGCUCUCAACGGCCCAAAGCCAGUUGUGGCUGCGGAUGAUGGAUUUGUUGAUCUCCGAGCACCAAAGAAGAAGAAGCGGGCACGGAAGUCAACUACUGGAACUGAUGCUGGCUCAAAUUCAAAUGCGUCCGAGCUUGUGAAGACCGAGGCUAUUAUUAAGCCAGAACCUAUUGCGCCUGUCGAGGCUGUAGACACCCAACAUGAAGCAGAGGUCAAACCGAUUGUUAAGGAAGAGGCCAACGACGUCGGUUUGAAUGCAGCCGGCAAGCGUAAGAGAAAGCGUGGCCCGCCGCCUCCCAAGAAGGCACUUGAUACAAACACGCAAAUCCCCACCAGCACACCCGCUGCUGUAGCAGCCGUGCCCGAACCUAUGGAUUUAUGUGUAGACGAACCAGCCAGCAAACCCGUCGCCGCUCCUAUAAUCCCAACUACGCAACCUCUAUCAGAGAUUCCAGCACCAAACCCCGCGAGCAACAAACGCCGCAAGCGCGGUAAUCGGAAAUCUGUCGGUGAUGAAAAUAAGACUGAAGCACUCGUGGCAGUCGAUGAGCUAAAAGAACACCACUCGUAG
Messenger RNA from Pseudogymnoascus destructans, 2863 nucleotides. RefSeq lists its product as uncharacterized. NCBI's taxonomy places the organism in Eukaryota, Fungi, Ascomycota, Leotiomycetes, Thelebolales, Thelebolaceae. The transcript has 2 exons. The record is from RefSeq and is a predicted model, not a curated record. Bases 161 to 2863 code for a protein of 900 amino acids.